UUUUCCCUAAUAUCCGUGAACUUAGCGAGACCUAGUUUUAUCGGCGCUUUCUUCGUUUUUUUGUAUUUAUGAAACGCAUCAACUAGACAAGAUUUGACACAAGAUGGACCAUUCAAAGAAAUCUGUUCUUUUUAUCUGUCUCGGAAACAUAUGUCGCUCCCCAAUAGCAGAAGCUGUCUUUGCUAAGUUGGUCAAGGAUGCUGGGAAACAAAAUGAGUGGAACAUUGACAGUGGCGCUAUUGGUAAUUGGCAUGUAGGAAAAGGACCAGAUCGCCGUGCAAUUUCUGUGUUAAGUAAGCACAGUAUAUCUACAAGUCAUAAAGCAAGACAGAUAAAGAGUAGGGAUUUCUCAGAGUUUGACUACAUUUUUGGGAUGGAUGAAGAUAACAUGGAUGACCUCAAAUCCAUGGCUCCUACGAAUUCAAAAGCCAAAAUUGAAUUGCUGGGAACGUACGAUCCCCAAGGAGAACUGAUUAUACGAGACCCAUAUUAUGACAAUGGAGAAGAGGGCUUUGAGAAAUGUUACCAGCAGUGCAUGCGGUGCUGUGCAGCUUUCUUGGAACGAAUGGGCUAACCGGUUGCAAACCUAAGUGCAAAUAUGAUACUGAAUAAGUUUCGGGCCACCAAUCUCAACGUUCAGUGCAAAAUACAUUCUGAACUUAAAUCCUAAUGGCAUGUUUUUUACCUCAGGCAAUCUUUUAUUGGUAUGCCAUCUCAUGGUAUAAACUAACUGCAUCCACAUUUGCAGUUAUAGUUAUAAUACGAAGGCCGGUCAUGACUGGUAGCUGUGUAUUUCUUUCGUACAUUUUAAGGACACAGCUAUCCACCAUUAAAUAAUACAAAAGAUAGGCAGCACA
Messenger RNA from Daphnia carinata, 857 nucleotides. Its product is annotated as low molecular weight phosphotyrosine protein phosphatase-like. Gene Ontology annotation, biological process: protein dephosphorylation. The transcript is spliced from 5 exons. Gene Ontology annotation, cellular component: cytoplasm. Lineage: Eukaryota; Metazoa; Arthropoda; Branchiopoda; Diplostraca; Daphniidae. The coding region runs from base 104 to 574 and encodes 156 amino acids. The record is from RefSeq and is a predicted model, not a curated record. Gene Ontology annotation, molecular function: non-membrane spanning protein tyrosine phosphatase activity; acid phosphatase activity.